AUGUACACCUCCGAUAGCGCCGCCUCGGCCAGUCAGAUUGACCUCGGAUUCCCCCUCCCACCCGGCCAUGUCCCGUCGAACUCUACUCAGACAUUCGCCUCACACCCCGCCCAGCGGUCAGUCUACCCAAGUGGAGGAGAAGGGGGCCGAGCAUCCACAUCCACGGCAGCUUCAUCACAUGCCUCGACGUCUACCGCCCAAGAUCGGCCGAGGUCUGUCAAUGGUUCCCAAACGCACGAACGGGACCGAGAGGACGUUGAGGAAGAGGAAGCGAGGACUCCAGAGAAAGCACCAGGGGGUGCGGUGGACAAGGCGGUGAUGGCGAGUGCACUGGUACCAGCUGGUGCGGGUGUCGCUGCUGCUGCUCUCACGCAAGAUAGGGGCGGACAUGGCGAGCGGGGAGAUGGCGAGAUGGCCGAGAAGCUCGGCAUAGAAGACAAGCACCACUUCUUCGCACCUCAGCUCAAAAGCCAACGGCGAUCAGUCUACAAAAAAAUCUUCUUCAUCUUCCUCGGCAUCACUCUCUGGCUCUGGGCCUGCCUGUCCUUCUUUUGGGGAUCGACCUACAAGCUCACGUCUGGUAUCUCUAACCUCAACGUCCGCUUCGUCACCUUCGACACGGACUCGUCGGCCCUCCUGAACGCCCCAAUUACCCAGCAGGCCAACUAUCUCGCUUCUCUGCCCUCAUCGGUAACGCAUCUCGGCUGGGAGGUACGAUCCGCCUCAAACUAUCCCAAUGGUCUCGCAGAUGUACAGCGGGAGGUUCUGCAACAGGAGUGCUGGGCGUUUGUGGUGGUCAAUGCGAACGCUACAUCGGCGUGGCGGGCGGCGGUACGGAAUGGGGAUGGGAGCUAUGAUCCGAAUGGCGCGAUCGGGAUCUACUAUAUGGGGGCAAGAUUUUAUCAGGUACAGUAUCUGUAUACCGAGAGCUUGAUCAAAGAGGAACUUUCGAAUCCCUUAUCGACAGCCCGCGCGGAGGCUCUUCAAGCGUUCAAUACUUACGCAGCCAACAACGCUGGAGCCAUCGCCGCUGCUGCUCGAUCACCACAGACCCUCGGCGUUGCGUUCGGAUAUAACAUCUUUGAUUUGCGGCCUAUCCAGGACUGGGCAUGGGCGGGCGCUGCGCCAAUGGAGGCUAGCUUGAUCUACUUCGUCAUCUUCGCCUUCACCGUCGUCUUCACCGGCGCCCAGAUCCGAGCCAAGACGGGCAUCGAAGACCGUCUGACUUUCCGCGCCAAGGUCACGCAGCGGGUAUGCUGGCCGCUCUUCGCGUUCUUCUGGAUCGCGCUCUGGCAGACCUUGGUAGUCCGGGCGUUCCAGGUCCCGCUGACUGACUAUCUCGGCCGAGCUGCUUUCGUCACGCUCUGGGCGCUCAACUAUGUCACUAUCAUUGCUGCCGGCUUCGCGCUGGAGACAAUGCUGUGCCUCGUUGGCAUCCCGUUCUUGCCUGUGUUCCUGAUUCUUUGGAUUAUUUUGAACAUCACGUCCUCCUUCUACCCCCUCGAGAUGCUCCCCCCAUUCUACACCUGGCUCCGCUGGACCCCCUUCAUCCACAACGUCGAAGCUUUCAAGAUCAUCGCCUACGGCACCAACCGUGUCUCACGUCUAGGAUACCACUUUGGUAUCCUGUUUGCGCUGAUCGGUGUCGAGGCGCUUACUUUGCCGUUGGCGAUGGUAUUUGAAAGGUGGAGCUCGGAUAAGAGCAAGCGAAGGGAGGUGUGGGACAAGCGGGAGAAGAAGGAAGGGGCAUAG
Dioszegia hungarica is the source of this 1752-nucleotide messenger RNA. RefSeq lists its product as uncharacterized. NCBI's taxonomy places the organism in Eukaryota, Fungi, Basidiomycota, Tremellomycetes, Tremellales, Bulleribasidiaceae. Gene Ontology annotation, cellular component: membrane. The record is from RefSeq and is a predicted model, not a curated record. The coding region runs from base 1 to 1752 and encodes 583 amino acids. The transcript is spliced from 8 exons.